AUAAGUAAUUUAUUUUUAUAUAAGGCUAAAAUGGAUUCUGUGGACUCCACUGAUGCCAAUCGCGACGAUUUAAUUUUAAAGCAGCAACGCGAAAUCGAAAAGGAGAUUAUAGACUCGACUCCCUUGGUGAGUGAGCAAAUGCCAGUUACUUGCUUGACUUCAGAAUAUAACGGAGAUGCGGUGUUUACCGCAAAAAUACAGGAUUUAUCAGGAAAAUAUAAGUUCAUACGACGCACGCGCCCAGAUGGCAAUUGCUUCUUCAGAGCUUUUGCAUAUGCGUAUUUGGAGUAUCUAGUCACACAUAGCGCUGCCUAUGAAUCGUUUUUUAAAUUGGCCGAGGCUUCCAAGGACAAGUUGAUAACGCUGGGCUUUCCCAGCUUUACUCUAGAGGACUUUCAUGGAACUUUCAUGGAUGUUGUAAGACGCGUGAGUCCAAGCAAUACCGGUGGCAGUGAUAAGGUUAAAAAUGAUUUGCAUGUAGUGUUCAAUGAGCAGGGCUAUUCCGAUUAUGUUAUUGUGUAUUUGCGACUGAUAACCUCAGGUAAACUUCAAGAGGAUGCCGAGUUUUAUCAACAUUUUAUUGAAGGUGAUCUCUCCAUUGAGGAUUUCCGUCACCAAGAAGUUGAGCCCAUGUUUAAGGAAUCCGAUCAUAUACAUAUCAUAGCCUUAUGUGCCGCCUUAGGUGUGGGAGUGCGCGUGGAGUAUCUGGACAGAGGCGAAGGUACAGUGAAUGCGCACGACUUUCCGGAGGGCGCCGAUCCUAUGGUUUAUCUUAUUUACAGACCCGGACAUUAUGAUAUACUGUAUCCCAAGUGAAAUUUCAAAUUAUGCUUGCGAA
This is a messenger RNA of Drosophila busckii, 838 nucleotides long. RefSeq names its product ubiquitin thioesterase otubain-like. Gene Ontology annotation, cellular component: nucleus. Bases 31 to 816 code for a protein of 261 amino acids. Gene Ontology annotation, biological process: protein K48-linked deubiquitination. Lineage: Eukaryota; Metazoa; Arthropoda; Insecta; Diptera; Drosophilidae. The record is from RefSeq and is a predicted model, not a curated record. The transcript has 3 exons. Gene Ontology annotation, molecular function: ubiquitin binding; cysteine-type deubiquitinase activity.